This is a messenger RNA of Arachis duranensis, 1289 nucleotides long. RefSeq names its product growth-regulating factor 5. The record is from RefSeq and is a predicted model, not a curated record. Gene Ontology annotation, molecular function: ATP binding. The transcript is spliced from 3 exons. Gene Ontology annotation, cellular component: nucleus. Lineage: Eukaryota; Viridiplantae; Streptophyta; Magnoliopsida; Fabales; Fabaceae. The annotation marks the transcript as partial. Gene Ontology annotation, biological process: developmental process; regulation of DNA-templated transcription; DNA-templated transcription.
UAACAAAAAAAAAAAAAGAAAGAAAAAGAAAAAGACUCUAUUUUUUGCUUACCCUUUUGAAAUCUUUUGAUGCUGUUGCUCUUCUUCAUCAAUAGUGUGUUUUAAACUCACAGCACUUUCUUUUUGUGUCUCCCAACAAAAAAGGAAUGAUGAGUGGAAGUUUAAGUGGUAGUGCAAGGAACAGUAGUAGGUCUCCUUUCACCCCAAAUCAGUGGCAAGAACUUGAACAACAAGCUCUUGUUUUUAAAUACAUGGUUACAGGUACCCCAAUCCCACCAGAUCUCAUAUUCUCAAUUAAAAGAAGCCUAGACUCCUCAAUAUCUUCAAGACUCUUCCCACACCAUCCAAGUGGUGCAGUUGGGUAUGCAUAUUUUCAAAUGGGGUUUGGCAGAAAAGUAGACCCGGAGCCAGGAAGGUGCAGAAGAACAGAUGGCAAGAAAUGGAGGUGCUCAAAGGAAGCAUAUCCAGAUUCUAAGUACUGUGAAAGGCACAUGCAUAGAGGCAGGAACCGUUCAAGAAAGCCUGUGGAAAUUUCUUCAUCAUCAACCACAAACACAAACACAAACACAAACAACAACAACAACACUUCCUCUUCUCAAGUCAUGAAUCAUCAUCAUCAAUCUUCUUAUACUGUUAACUGCAGCAAUGAUAGCAAUAAUAAUAAUAACAUGGCUUCUUCAACAGCUUGUUCUUUCAGUUUCAACCCAUCUGAGUCACAGCAGCAGCAUCAAUACUUCUCCCAAUCUUACCAAAACCCCUUCUUUUACACCCAAUCAACGUCUUCUUCUUCUUCUUCCAAACACCAUGAUGCUGAUUUUCCUCCUCAUGAUGCCACCACACACCACUUAUUCAUGGACUCCGGCUCUUAUUCUCAUGAUCAAAAGGACUAUAGGCAUAUUCAUGGAAUGAGGGAGGAUGUGGAUGAAAGAGCUUUCUUUCCAGAAGCUUCUGGUUCAGCCAGGAGCUACCUUCAUGACUCAUAUCAGCACCAUCACCAACAACAACAACAACAACAGCAGCAUCUAUCAAUGGGUUCCUACAAGAACUACUCAUCAAAUUCCCAUUUCCAAAUCAUGAACAACAAUAAUAAUAACGACGAUCCAAGAAACCAAGAGCAACAUUGCUUUGUGUUGGGGACAGACUUCAAAUCAACGAGCAAAGAGAAAGACAACACUGAGAAAACAACAUCAACAACACAGCAAAGACCCCUUCACCACUUCUUUGGUGAGUGGCCACCAAAGAACACUGAUUCAUGGCUUGAUCUUGCUUCCAACUCUAGAAUACCCUCC